Molecule: messenger RNA, 1479 nt
Organism: Anopheles nili
Lineage: Eukaryota; Metazoa; Arthropoda; Insecta; Diptera; Culicidae
Product: putative fatty acyl-CoA reductase CG5065
Exons: 5
Coding region: 1-1479 (492 amino acids)
Biological process (GO): long-chain fatty-acyl-CoA metabolic process
Cellular component (GO): peroxisome
Molecular function (GO): alcohol-forming very long-chain fatty acyl-CoA reductase (NADP+) activity
Source: RefSeq, a predicted model, not a curated record
AUGCAGCAAAAGUGCAGUAGUAUACCGGCGGUGUUCGCCGGAGCGGAUGUGUUUAUUACGGGGGGUUCAGGAUUUAUGGGUAAAGUGCUCAUCGAGAAGUUGUUGCGCUCGUGCCCGGACAUUGGACGGGUGUUUGUGCUGAUGCGCGCCAAACGUGGCAAGUCGCUUCAGGAUCGUCUCAAAAUAAUCACGGAUGGUGUGUUGUUUGACACGUUGAAAGGCGAACGUCCCGAAACAUUGCAAAAGAUACAACCGAUCGAAGGUGACUGCACGCAGCUGAAGCUUGGCAUGUCCAGCGAGAGCAUGGAGCGCCUGAAGGAUGUACGUUUCGUGUUUCAUGCCGCUGCUAGCGUCCGAUUUGAUGAUCCUCUGAAGGACGCCAUCUUGAUCAACACCCGCAGCACGCGGGAGGUGUUCGAUUGGGCCAAAACGCUGCACCAGCUUAAGGCCGUCGUGCACGUCUCCACUACGUACUGCAAUCCGGAGUUGCUGAGGGUGGAAGAGAAAAUUUACCCUCCGAAGAUGGACUGGAGAGAAGCGAUUCGCUUGGCGGAAGCGUUCGACACCGCUGAACUGGAAAUGCUGAAGGAUAAACUGACGCAGUUUGCACCAAACACCUACACCUACACGAAAGGGUUGGCCGAGCAGAUCUGUAACGAGUAUCGCUACGAGCUGCCACUCGUCGUCUUCCGACCAUCGAUCGUGACUAACUCUGAAAGCGAACCCCUGAGCGGAUGGGUGGACAACUUCAACGGACCGAUCGGAUUGCUGCUCGGUUGUGCCUCCGGUGUCGUUCGAACGGGACUGCUCGAUCUGGAGAAACGAAUAAACUGCAUCCCAGUUGACGUUAGCAUCAAGGCGAUAAUUGUGGCCGCCUGGAAGAGGGCCACCACCGAUGAACCGGGAGCCCUGCCGGUGUACAACAGUGCCGCCGAGUCGGAGAAAACGAUCACCUACGGUACGAUGCUGUACGACGGCAAGGUGCUGUUUGAUCGUAUUCCGCUCAGUAACAUGAUGUGGGCUCCCGGUGGCACCGCAACGUCCAACAAGUACAUUUUCUACCUCAUGUUUUUCUGUUGCCAGCUACUGCCAGCCCUGUUAGUGGACGCAUUAUUUCGCCUCAGAGGGCAACCCCCGUUCUUGCUGAGGCUGAAUCGUAAAAUAUUUGAUGCGCAAGUUUCCCUUCGAUACUUCAUGAACAACGAAUGGGUGUUUAAAAAUGAUAACUUCAAAGAACUGGAGUGCACGCUAUCGGAAACCGAUAGGAAUACCUUCUCCACGAGCUACUUUGUGCGUGGAAUGAUGGAGUACUAUCAGAGCGCCAUCCUUGGCGGCAGGCGAUACUUGCUGAAGGAACCUGAUGAAAAUAUUGCAAUGGCGCUAAAAAAAUACACGCGCUUGCGAGUGCUGAAUUACUCGGUGAAGCUAGUGGCAGUGUGCUUGCUGACGUACUGGGUCUACAGUAGGUUCGUAAUGUAG